AUGUUGUCUCUGAGCUGUGCGGACCCGUGGCCCGAGGGUUCGGUGGGGCUGGAGGAGGAGGUGGUGACAGCAGCUUCCCAGGCUGCAGAACUGGGUGACGGUUCAGACGGUUGCAGCGGCAGCAGCAAUGACAACAAUAAUGACAACUCUGUCAACCUGGAUGACAGCCUGACCAGCCUGCAGUGGCUCCAGGAGUUCUCCAUCCUCAGUGCCAAUGGUCUUCAGCAAGCCCCAUUGUCCAGUCAUCACCAGCCUCAAUUCUUUGGCCACCAGCAAUUGGGAUCUGAGGCCCCUGCGUCCCCCCUGGCUGGGGACCCGGCCUCCAUUGGCAUGCCCCUUACCCCAGGUAAGCCAACAGCAGCAGCUUACAGCAGGAUGCAGCCCCUCCCCAGCAUAGUGGCCCAUGGCCACUGCCCCGAUGAGGUAGACUACAAGACCAACGCCCAUGUGAAGCCACCGUAUUCCUAUGCCACGCUCAUCUGUAUGGCCAUGCAGGCCAGCAAAAAGAGCAAGAUCACACUAUCUUGCAUCUACAAGUGGAUCACCGACAACUUCUGCUACUUUCGCCAUGCCGACCCCACCUGGCAAAACUCCAUCCGCCACAACCUGUCACUGAACAAGUGCUUCAUCAAAGUGCCACGGCAGAAAGAUGAGCCAGGAAAGGGGGGAUUCUGGAAGAUCGACCCGCAGUAUGCAGAGCGACUCCUCAGCGGUGCCUACAAGAAAAGGCGAAUGCCCCCCAUUCAGAUCAACCCAAUCCUGCACAGCAGACUCCGGGCCAACUCGCAGUCGCUGUUGGCAGGCCUAUGCAGCCCCACGGGAGGUCAGAGGGGCCUAUGUGUCAACCCAGAGUCCCAGCAGCUCCUCAGGGAGUUUGAGGAGGCCACAGGGGCAGACCAGAGCUGGGACCCCCAUUUAGCAGAGGGAACCAUGCUGGGGUCCUGGCCAGCAGUGGUCAAGGGAGUUGGAGGUCACAAGAGGAAACAUCAAGCAGUUCAAGAGGGGAGCAUGGCCAAAGUCCAGCGUCGCUCCAGCUCGCCGCUGCUGACCGUGGAUGACCAGAAGGAGCUGGGAUCUCUCAAGGGGAACUUUGACUGGGAUGCCUUGCUGGACUCUGCCCUGAAUGGGGAGCUCAACUUGGAUGGAGUGGGGCCGCUGAGCCCAUCCCGAAAAGAGGACCUGACGGUGCGCAGCAACCUCGUCAGCCCCGUGGAUGCCCCAGAAAACCCUGAUAUUCAUGUGCUCACAGAGACCCAAAAGAAAAAUGAGGUGACAGACUUUGAUGAGGAAACCUUCCUCGCCACGGCCUUCCUGCAGAACCCCUGGCCAGAGGUGGAGGAGGAGGAGGAGCAAAGCCGUAAUGAUUUUCUUUGCAGCUCUGCCGUCAACCUGGACCAGCUGUUUGACCUGGGAGACCCCCUCGGCGGAGACCUCAGCUCCAGGAUUGAGACUCUUCUCUGA
Messenger RNA from Lampris incognitus (smalleye Pacific opah), 1461 nucleotides. It is a transcript of the gene foxj1a, whose product is annotated as forkhead box J1a. Gene Ontology annotation, molecular function: sequence-specific DNA binding; DNA-binding transcription factor activity. The record is from RefSeq and is a predicted model, not a curated record. Lineage: Eukaryota; Metazoa; Chordata; Actinopteri; Lampriformes; Lampridae. Gene Ontology annotation, biological process: regulation of DNA-templated transcription.